AGGCUACAAUACUCAGCAUGUUUUUUCCACCCGCAUUUCGCUUUCCCUAAAUCAUACACGCUGUAUAAAAAGGACGAUGGGUGUUCGUUUAAUACAGAUUAUUGAGAAAGUGCCAGCAGUGUUCGGGACCGAGUGUUGCAGCUUAUAUAUUGUUAACUUUUUACUUGGACAACAACUAACAACUUUCUUCCCGAUCUCUGCUCUUGAAUUGAUUUGCGAAAUGACGCUUCAGUACAUCACUUUGCUGUGUUCCUUUUUUAUAUUUGCACAAGUUUGCUCGAUGCCAACAACCUGUCAUCUGCCGUGGAGGCUCGUUAAAACAAGCUACAAUUUACUUGAGAACAUGGGAGGCAUUUUUCCCCAUGAAUGCUUGGAUGAAAUUAUCCAGAUAACUUUUCCAAAAUCUGCUCUGAUGUCAAAGGGCUCAAAUGAGAAAGCAGUAUAUAAAAUCAUGGAGCACAUCGACUUUCUGUUUGCGAACGACACUUUCCCAGAGUCCUGGGACCAGCAGAAAGCAGAGCAUUUCCUACACAUAGUUUACCGCCUAACUGAGGAGAGCAAAUGUGGAAGGCAUCGGCCUGUAAGAGAGGAUGCUCUGAACACCUAUUUCAAUAAAUUAGCCACUCUUCUUAGAGACAAGGACCACAGUGUCUGCGCUUGGGAGGUGAUUCGAAAGGAGCUAUUGCAUGUUCUUAAAGUCAUCCUUAAGCUUAACUCAUCCAAAGUGUAGUUUUACCAAAAUGUAGUUUAGAUAUUUAUUGAAGUAUUUAUUGAAGUAUUUAUUGAUUAUUUAUUUAUUUAUUUAUUCAUUUUUACCUUGUUAUAAAUAUAUUUAUGUUUUUACAAUAAAAACAAUGUCUUCAAAAGUUUUGCCUUUUGUAAUGAGCUUUAUUGAAUGUGAGGCCUGCAGGGCAUCCUGGGCUUUUUUCAACACUUAUCUCUCCAGGUGCUUUCUUUCUCUAAACUCUGUCUUAUGGCCUUG
Misgurnus anguillicaudatus (oriental weatherfish) is the source of this 982-nucleotide messenger RNA. Its product is annotated as interferon alpha-H. Gene Ontology annotation, cellular component: extracellular region. The record is from RefSeq and is a predicted model, not a curated record. Gene Ontology annotation, molecular function: cytokine receptor binding. Lineage: Eukaryota; Metazoa; Chordata; Actinopteri; Cypriniformes; Cobitidae. Gene Ontology annotation, biological process: defense response.